Onychostruthus taczanowskii (white-rumped snowfinch) is the source of this 542-nucleotide messenger RNA. Its product is annotated as spliceosome RNA helicase DDX39B-like. The record is from RefSeq and is a predicted model, not a curated record. NCBI's taxonomy places the organism in Eukaryota, Metazoa, Chordata, Aves, Passeriformes, Passeridae. Gene Ontology annotation, molecular function: RNA helicase activity; nucleic acid binding; ATP binding. The transcript is spliced from 3 exons. The annotation marks the transcript as partial.
GUCAGCAGCCCCCUGCCCCCAGGGAGGAGCUGCCGUGGGAGGCUGCCGUGGCCAGCAUGGCGGAGAACGACGUGGACAACGAGCUGCUGGACUACGAGGAUGACGAGGUGGAGAACGCGGCGGGGCCGGACGGGGCCGAGGCGGCGCCCAAGAAGGACGUGAAGGGCUCCUACGUGUCCAUCCACAGCUCCGGCUUCCGCGACUUCCUGCUCAAACCCGAGCUGCUGCGCGCCAUCGUGGACUGCGGCUUCGAGCACCCCUCCGAAGUCCAGCACGAGUGCAUCCCCCAGGCCAUCCUGGGCAUGGACGUGCUGUGCCAGGCCAAGUCUGGCAUGGGCAAGACGGCCGUGUUCGUGCUGGCCACGCUGCAGCAGCUGGAGCCCGUCACGGGGCAGGUAUGGGGGCUGGGCGGGGUCCAGCACGAGUGCAUCCCCCAGGCCAUCCUGGGCAUGGACGUGCUGUGCCAGGCCAAGUCUGGCAUGGGCAAGACGGCCGUGUUCGUGCUGGCCACGCUGCAGCAGCUGGAGCCCGUCACGGGGCAG